GACAGACAUACAGUCUCUUCAAUGGCAUGCACAGUAUAAAGCUGUAUUAAGCUCCUAGAUCCCAUCAAAAUUUUCCACGACUCAUGUUGUCUGGAGUUUUAUUUUAUUUUUUUAUUAUUUUGUAUUUUUUUGUCUACUGAAUGUUCUUGGAAAUAUAUUUUCAAUGUUUUGUCCGCGGAACGAUCCAAAAACACUUUUAACUGCAGUACAGCCCAUUGAAGAGACUGUAAGUCUACCCAUCACAUCCUCAUUGUCAUUCCCAUUAAAAAUAAAAGAUGGCGCUGCUGUGAAUAAGGUCAAUACUAAUGCACUGUACGUUUGUUGCCUCGCGUGCUUGAAAGCUGAUUGAGUAUAGAAAUCGCCACCACUGUGGUAUGCCUAUGAAACAAUGUGCUUAAAUUUAAUUUGCCCAUUGAUGAAACAAGUCGUUACUCUACCAAAAGCGUGCUUUAGUUAUUAAUUAAUCAGCCACUGUCAGGACUGGCAACAGUAAGCCUGUAAAGAGAAGUAGGGAAAGAAAACCCAAAUUACAUGCUGAUUGGCAUACUCUCUCCUGGGAAGAGAGACUGGCUGACACUGUAACACCACUAAGGAGACUGAGUUAUGAGGAGCAGCUCCAGUGGAAACAAGACCAGCAACACAAGAUCUUACCUGAGAUGACAAACUGGCUCAGGAUUCAUCCCACUUAAGAUUCCCUCUCCUGCCUUUAGUACCCUCGCUGGUGCGUGAUGCAUACCACAACAAAUCAACCUUCUCUGUCAACAAAGGGGUUGAUGGGACUCCAAAGACAGUUGGAUUUUACAUCGGCACUGGAAAAUUGGGUAACAUUGACUGUGUUCAUGGUGACCACCUCCUGAACAUGCCUGCCUCUAAAACACAAAAUGGUUGCAAGACACUAUGAAGAUUUUAUUCAUCUCUCACGACUGAGUCCAUGCAUUUUGUUUCAUGAUGGUGGUCACUGGAGAGAAAUUGCUAUUAGAACAACUUCCACUGGGCAAACAAUGGCUAUAGUUUACAUCCAUCCUCAAACCCUUAUGCCUGAGGAGAUUGGAAUUCAUAAAGCUGCCCAGGUUGAAUAUUUUAUACAAGGUCAUGGGGCAGUUUGUAAAUUGGAUUAUCUUUACUUCCAGGAGAGCACAAUGACCUGUGUCAGUCAAGAACAGUCCCCCUAUCAGGUGAACAGGGGAGCAGCUGAAGCUCUUUAUAAGACUGUGGCAGAGCUGAAUCGGGCUUGCGUGGGGGGCAGCUUGCUGGAUGUCUGCUGUGGAACAGGAGCAAUUGGCAUUUCAUUAUCCCCACAGAUGGAGAGAGUUAUUGGCAUAGAGCUUAUUGAGCAAGCGGUUGAGGACGCCAAGCAUAAUGCAGCACUAAACAGAGUUAAUAACUGUAAAUUUCUCUCAGGCAAAGCAGAAGUUGUUUUACCAAGUUUGAUGCCCACUUUGAGUUUUGAUGGAGGGCUGACAGCCAUUGUGAAUCCAUCCAGGGCUGGCCUACAUUAUCGAGUUGUCAAAUCCUUGAGGAACCAUCCAGCCAUUAGAAGGCUCAUGUACAUAUCGUGUAAACCUGACAGUGAGACAAUGAGGAACUUCAGAGACUUCUGCUGUAGAUCCGAUUAUCAGAGGAAGCUCACUGGAGAAGCUUUCGCACCAACAGUGGCUGUCCUUGUGGACCUCUUUCCACACACUCCACACUGUGAACUUGUGCUUCUUUUUGAGUGAUAGAAAAAAACAACAGAACGAAUGUGAUUGAUUUGACACAAAACAUCAAAAGAAUAUCUAUUUAUGUCACUAAUUGUAAUGCAGAAUUUUCUUUAUGUUUACCUUUCAUUUAAAUUUCAAAAAUAAAUUAAUUGAGUGU
Myxocyprinus asiaticus (Chinese sucker) is the source of this 1857-nucleotide messenger RNA. RefSeq names its product tRNA (uracil-5-)-methyltransferase homolog B-like. Bases 882 to 1718 code for a protein of 278 amino acids. Gene Ontology annotation, molecular function: RNA methyltransferase activity. The transcript is spliced from 2 exons. Gene Ontology annotation, biological process: RNA processing. The record is from RefSeq and is a predicted model, not a curated record. Lineage: Eukaryota; Metazoa; Chordata; Actinopteri; Cypriniformes; Catostomidae.